This is a messenger RNA of Rotaria sordida, 1557 nucleotides long. NCBI's taxonomy places the organism in Eukaryota, Metazoa, Rotifera, Eurotatoria, Philodinida, Philodinidae. The record is from the annotation of a GenBank genome assembly.
AUGUGUACACUUUGUUACAAAUGUCAGGACGCUCUAUUAAAAGGACACAUUCCAAAAUUUUCAGCUGCUAAUGAUGUAUGGUUAGGUGAUGUGCCGCCCGAAUUACAAGGUCUAACGAUUCCAGAAGAAAAAUUAAUAUCACUUUACCGUCAUAAUAGCUGUGUGAUAAAACUUCAUUCGCCUUUUCAUUCAGCUACGACUUCACAAACAGCAUUGAAAGGCAAUUGUAUAACUUUUCUUCAAAAUAUACCAAGUAUUGUUACUAGUCUACCACUUGCACUUGAUGAUCUUGGUGUUCUUGAUGUUAAUGGCUCCAUGGUGUCUUCUGAUGAUAUUGCAAAAUAUUUUUUACACAAAGUUAAAAACAGUAAAACAGAAGAACAAAUGGACAACGAACGAGUUUACUUGAUUCCUCAUUCUUCCAAGCCUGUUAGUGAGUACUUUAAUCCAAAACUAUUAGCCGGCCUGUAUCCAACUUUAUUUUGCUAUGGACGUGGAGCACCUGAAAGUCAAACGCGUCCAAUUGAAAUAAACUUACGAGAACAUAUACGAUACUUGUUGUCCUACAGCGAUCGACGUUUUGAAAAAAAUCACAGUUUUAUAUUCGUGGUCUUCAAUAUAUUGCAACGGCGUGAUGCUUGCUUCCAUGCUCAAUUAAUAGCAACGAAACCUUACUUUCGAUCAUCUGCUCACGAAAUUCAAUCUUUAAGCAGCGAAGAUAUUGAAACAGCUCUUAAAAAUAUCUCCGAAAGAACCUACCAUAUGAAGUCCAGCAAAGCGUUAAAUAAAUUAUUGAAUCAUAUCAAAACAAUUGAUGGUCGCGUGAUGGGUUCAGCAUAUUCACGUACAGCUUUACGUACCAAAAUUCAUGCACUUAUUUAUAACCAAGGCCUUCCAAGCAUAUUUCUUACUUUGAAUCCAGCCGAUAUUCAUAGUCCUGUGGCAUUAUAUUUUGCAGGUGUUAAGCUUGAUCUAGACAACAUCCAAACAGAGCAACUUAUGGACACUUAUAAAAGAGCGGAAAUUAUUGCUUCUCAUCCCGUUGCUACCGCCAAAUUUUUUCAUAUAUUAAUUACUAAUAUCUUAGAUACUAUGAUUGUUGGUGGUGUACUUGGACCAAUAAAAGCUUACUUUGGUACUGUUGAAAGCCAAGGACGAGGUUCUCUUCAUCUUCAUCUUCUUAUUUGGCUUGAUCACGAUAUGACACCAGCCUAUAUGAAAGAGAAGAUUCAAAAUGUUGAUUUUCGUGAAAAGUUAAUAGCAUAUUUAGAAGAUAUUAUUAAAGAAGAUUUAGAUGAGUUCAAAGAUAAACAUGUCUUAGAGUAUUUGAAUGAUACACCAUCAAGAAAUACAUCACCACGAUUAUCAAAAGAUAACAUUUAUACAGCUUUGCACACCAUCGAUAUUACGGAUUUUCAACAAAAUAUAAAUCAAUCUAAUACUUGGUCGACACCAGUGAAAGAACAAUUGUCUUCAUCAACUUCUCAACUAUAUGCUUCACCAAAAAGAUUCUUACAAACGCCAACUCAUAAUCAUUCAAUAUUCGGUAAAAUAUAG